This is a messenger RNA of Symbiodinium necroappetens, 2814 nucleotides long. NCBI's taxonomy places the organism in Eukaryota, Dinophyceae, Suessiales, Symbiodiniaceae. The record is from the annotation of a GenBank genome assembly.
AUGGCUGGAAAAGCCAGGGUCGCGACCAAGGCCAAAGCCAAAGCAGCUGCUGGGAAGACUUCGAAGAAGUCAGCUCAGCAAGGAAAGAAAUCCACGCGCAAGGAGGCAGGGCCGAAGUCUGCGGGCCCAGAUCGGGGCCGUCCCACCGCCAAAGUGGCUGCGAAGCACAGGGCUGAAAAGCACAAGGGUCACAAGGGCAAGAACGGUGGCAGCAAGAAGCAGAAGCAAGCUUCGAAGUUGAGGGCCAAGCAGUGGCAGCCGUGCAAGUUGUGUGGCCGAACGCCGGAGGAAGUGAAGAAGGAUGGCGAGCUCUGGGGCCAGUACGACACGUCUGGCCAGCCAGUUGGAGCUGGCUGCAGGCUGGACCUGGAGACGCUGGUAGAGGGCUGGCCGGGGAUCUCGCUGGAGAGUGCGGCAGAGAUGUUGCACUCAAGAGAGGCAAAGACUGCGGGGUUUCGACAGGAGUUUCCGAAGGCCAAGCGGAUCAAGAAGGAUUCUGGAGUUUUGAAGUCGCGGUUCAACCCAGCUUCUUCUGUGAGGACCCAGAAGUUUCGCUUCCGCAUGGUGUACCACGACACCGCUUUCUUAACAGACUCCGAGCUCCAGAACUUGACCGACGUCCCCGUGGCCGCUUUGAAAGUGAAAACACACAGAGGGGCGAUCCAGGUGGAGGACCGGUCGGAAACGGUUCAGGGCACGUUCCUCUCGCUCAAGGGCAUGCCGGAGGAUGUCCGUUCGUGGGUUCGCAAGGUGAGGCACGGCUACGUGACUCAGGUCUCCCAUGACGAGGACCGAUUGGUCCCAGACAGGCAGAUCCGAGCGGAGCAGGGGAAUCUGUUGUUCGACUUUUUCUCGGACAAGAUGAGGGAAAGCGCGGAGAAGGCCUGCAGGACCAAGCACCGCCCCAGCCUGCCAGAGCUCUCCACCUUGCUUCAGCAGGCUGCGGCGUACAGACAGGAGAAUGUCGCUGACGUCCCCGGGGACGCCGAGGAGGACAUUGCCGAAGGCGAGCAGGGUGAAGAGGAGGACAAGGAAGAGGACCCUGUUGUCUCCGAGGGUGAGGGCCCGGACGCUGUCGCGCGCAGCCAGGCCAGCAAGCAGAUCUUGGUUCAGCCAGAGAUGACUGCAGCUCCCAGCCUGGAAGCUGGAUCCUUUGACGUGCCGACAAAGGCCUCCUCGACCAGGCAGAUGGGCUCGAAGUCUGGAAAAGGCGCCAAGAAGAAGAAGGGCGUCAUCAGGAAGCUGAAGGGCAAGGUGUACAAGUGCUUCCACAGCUUGAACCCUGCCCAGCACCUGGAAAAGCGGGCCAGACGGGUCGCCGACACCAUGAAGGGCCAGAAGGCGAGCCAGCAUGCUCUUUUGACAUCCCGAGUGGAUCUGAUGGAGCACAUCGACAAGCUCGUGAUCCCACCGGGCGCCAUCGCGAAGAUGAGUGUGCCGGCGCUUCUUGCGAGUCUUCACAAGCUGAAGGAUGAGGAUAUCGAGCUGCCGUUUGACCUACGCCUCCUGGUGUUGGAAAGGUUCACUGCCGAGGCCCUGGACGAGGUCGUCGACUCCGCGGCAGCAGAAGACAAGAAGGUCAACAAGGCCUUGGGCAAGUGGCUCAGCUACUGCAGUGUCAGCCCUGCCAGCUUCGAGACAAAGACGGCGUGCGAGAUCGAGCCUACGUUUGCCUGGGCCUACCAGCGCAUGAAGGACGAGCUGGCAUUCGCCCUGAAGACGAAGAAGCUGGCUGAGGCAGAGCACCAACAGGAGGUGAAGGACAACGACGAGGUGAUAGCCGAAUCUUUGAUCGAUUGCUUGGCGAGCGAGCAGUUCUUCAGCCUCCUGUCAGCACCGGACAAGAAGGAGAACCGCAAGAAGCUGCAGCUCAUGUGUGAGAGCUUCUUGAAGGCUUUCUUUGAGUCCAAGGAGAAGAACAUCUACCAGAAGUUGCCCGACGUGGUCAGCCGGGUCCUGGAGACGUUCCGACGCUGCUGCAGUGCAUGUGUUGCACUCCUGCACCCACGACCCGGCCAUGCAGGUUCAGAUUCUGCAGAUGCUGUUAGCAUCACUUCCAGCGCAGGACAGGAUGCGCUUGGCAAGAGGUUGCGCAAGCACUUCACGGAGCAGGGAAGUGUGUGGCAGAAGCUGUACGACGACCUUUUGGCCAAAGGCCAAAACACCAUCACUUUGAUCCCGAUGCUGGACAAGUUGACCGAGCAGCUCAGCAAUGUGACUUUGGACGAGGACGACGCCAACAGCAUCGUGAAGCAUGUGGACCAUGCCUUGCUUCGGAGCUGUGUAGAAAACCGUCCCAAGUUUGAGAAGCAAAUGCGGAGCGGCCUCUUGGGCCCCUUCGAUGUGCAACUCUGUCGAGUCACUUUGCUGUUGGCAAAGGCCAUCCCAUGUCACUCAGCCGAGCAGUUGGCACAGCUGAACCCGAACUUGGACGUGGAUGAUGUCAGUCAGGCUUUGGACUUGAACCUUCAAGCUCCAGGUAUCCCGGAGGCCAAGAAAGCCUUGACCGCCUGGCGCCAGCGUGAGAAGGGAUUCUUGAAGAUGCUCGAUUUCAAAAAGCUUGUUGACUAUUUCCCUGCCAUCGGCGAGGAUUUGCCUGAGGACUUUGGCUUUCUCUACCACGGCAAGAUGCUCCUGGACGGCAUCAACGAGGUCCCGGCAGAUGUGAUGGGCAAGGAUACAGCCAAGAAGCAUGCGUGUGGAAGGGCUUUCUUUCACCUCUUCGAUGCUUUGCUCAAGGACAGGAGAUGGUUCUCACGACUGUCGGUUCAGAGUGAAGAGUCAAGAACCCUAAAUGAAGAAUGUAGAAUGUAG